Molecule: messenger RNA, 817 nt
Organism: Micromonas pusilla CCMP1545
Lineage: Eukaryota; Viridiplantae; Chlorophyta; Mamiellophyceae; Mamiellales; Mamiellaceae
Exons: 2
Coding region: 32-715 (227 amino acids)
Biological process (GO): translation; ribosomal large subunit assembly
Cellular component (GO): cytosolic large ribosomal subunit; ribosome
Molecular function (GO): structural constituent of ribosome
Source: RefSeq, a predicted model, not a curated record
CGCGCACGCGACUUCGUAGCAGUCCGUCGCAAUGGCGCGUCGUCCGGCCAAGUGCUACCGCGUUAUCAAGAACAAGCCGUACCCGAAGUCUCGGUACUGCCGCGGUGUCCCCGACCCGAAGAUUCGCAUCUACGAUGCGGGCAUGAAGAAGUACCCGGUCGACGCGUUCCCGACCUGCGUGCACCUCGUCAGUUUCGAGAAGGAGCAGAUCUCCUCCGAGGCGAUGGAGGCGGGCCGCAUCGCCGCGAACAAGUACAUGGUUAAAAACGCGGGCAAGGAUGCGUUCCACCUCCGCGUGCGCAUGCACCCGUUCCACUGCCUUCGCAUCAACAAGAUGCUCUCGUGCGCCGGGGCGGAUCGCCUGCAGACGGGCAUGCGCGGCGCGUUCGGCAAGGUGCAGGGCACCGCCGCGCGCAUCGCGAUCGGCCAGAUCAUGCUUUCCAUUCGCACGAAGGACGUCCACGCGAACAAGGCUGUGGAAGGGUUCCGCCGCGCCAAGUUUAAGUUUCCCGGACGACAGAAGAUCGUCGUCUCCCGCCAGUGGGGCUUCACGAAGUUCAAGCGCGAGGACUACGUGGCGUGGAAGAAGGAGGGCCGCAUUCUUCCCGACGGCGUGAACGCGAAGCUCUGGGAGAACCACGGGCCGAUGGAGGGGCGCCCGGCGGAAUCUCUUUUCCUCGCCCCGGCGCGCGUGUACAAGGAACGCGCCGUCUGAGCGGUUGGCGAAGAAGAGGGUGAUGUGGCGUGGGGGGUUUCCUAGCGCGCGAGGUGUUGGAAACCAACGGUGAUGAUAAUACAAUCUCAGGAUUCAAAACAA